This is a messenger RNA of Nerophis lumbriciformis (worm pipefish), 7173 nucleotides long. It is a transcript of the gene slc7a4, whose product is annotated as solute carrier family 7 member 4. Gene Ontology annotation, cellular component: plasma membrane. Lineage: Eukaryota; Metazoa; Chordata; Actinopteri; Syngnathiformes; Syngnathidae. Gene Ontology annotation, biological process: amino acid transport; transmembrane transport. The record is from RefSeq and is a predicted model, not a curated record. Gene Ontology annotation, molecular function: amino acid transmembrane transporter activity.
UCCUGCUCCUCCAUCACUGCAGCCUCGAUCCACUCCGGCAGCCUCCCACUGAAUUUGACACCUGCAGGCGCAGAUGGGAAACAAUAAACUGCAGCGUGGAAGUGAACAAGCAAAGGUGCAGGAGGAAAUAAGCUCUGCUUCUUCUUACUCCUUUUCUGACAUGUAAUGAAAAAAAGUGUCACCUUGUUAGGACGAUAAUGGAUCAAGUGUGACUUCUUCACCCUCCCGUCCAGUUGGCCGACCUAACUCAGUAGCUAUGGCAACCUGUCAGAGGGGCUGCGCACCGGCUGUGCGCUUUUGUCAGAGGCUGAACCGACUCAAAACACUGGAUGAUGACAUGAUGGCCACGUCACUGAAACGCUGCCUCUCCACCUUGGACCUGACGCUGUUGGGUGUCGGCGGCAUGGUGGGCUCCGGGCUGUAUGUCCUGACAGGCACAGUGGCUAAAGACAUGGUCGGGCCUGCUGUCAUUGUAUCCUUCAUUUUCGCAGGUAUUGCCUCUUUGUUGGCAGCCUUUUGUUACGCAGAGUUUGGAGCACGCAUUCCCAAAACAGGAUCGGCGUACAUGUUUACUUAUGUCUCUGUGGGAGAGAUCUGGGCCUUUCUGAUCGGAUGGAAUGUGAUUCUAGAGAAUAUGAUCGGUGGUGCCGCCGUGGCGCGAGCAUGGAGUGGAUAUCUGGACUCCAUUUUUAACCACGCCAUCCAAAACUUUACUGAAACCCAUAUCAUGCGGUGGGAUGUGCCCUUCCUUGCCCAUUACCCAGACCUACUCGCUGCAGGAAUUCUAGUGGUUGCCUCUCUUUUUAUUUCCUUUGGAGUUCAAGUGUCCUCUUACCUCAAUCACAUUUUUUCCACAAUCAGUAUGUGUAUCAUAGUUUUCAUCCUGAUUUUUGGAUUUAUGCUGGCAGAACCCGCCAAUUGGAGUCAAAAAGAAGGAGGCUUUGCACCUUUUGGAUGGUCUGGAAUCUUGGCAGGCUCAGCCACAUGCUUCUACGCAUUUGUAGGUUUUGAUGUGAUUGCAUCCUCAAGUGAGGAGGCCAAGAAUCCUCAGAAGGCUGUUCCUAUUGCCACAGCAAUAUCCCUUGGACUGGCAGCUGCAGCCUACAUCUUGGUGUCCACAGUGCUCACAUUAAUGGUUCCCUGGCAUACUCUGGACCCCAACUCGGCUCUGGCAGAUGCUUUUUUCCGCCGAGGCUACAGUUGGGCUGGAGUUAUUGUGGCUGUGGGUUCCAUCUGCGCCAUGAACACUGUGCUGCUGUGCAAUCUCUUCUCCCUGCCUCGGAUUGUGUACGCAAUGGCAGAAGAUGGAUUGUUUUUCAAAAUCUUUGCACAGGUCAAUCCCACCACCAAAGUCCCCGUCAAUGCUAUUCUAGUUUUUGGAGUCCUCAUGGCCACAAUGGCUCUCAUUUUCGAUCUGGAGGCGUUGGUUCAGUUCUUGUCCAUUGGGACCCUGCUGGCCUACACCUUUGUGGCAGCGAGCGUCAUAGUUCUUCGCUUCCAACCAGAGAAAAGCAGCUCCAAAGGGACUUCAUCCACGUCUCCAAUCACUAAUGCUGAACCUUCUCCCGCCCCCUCGGAAUGUCAGAACAUAUCAGAGGACAGUGGUGAACUGAAACAGUACGAGUCCUUCUCAGACAAGCUCCAGUUGGUGGAGAGGCAGAAGACAAGGGAGCGCAGAGGGGCGGGCCAGCUGAGGGCCUACUGGGAACCUUACCUCGGCCGGCUGCUUGGUAACUGCGAGCCCGGUGAGGUGGUGGCCCUGUGUGUGCUUGGUCUGAUCGUGAGCUCGGUGUCGCUAUGUGUUGUGGUGGUAUUCGGACUCACGCAGAUGCAGCUGCCACUAUGGAGCUUUGCCACAUUGGUGGUGAUUUUCAGCCUGGCCUAUGUUACUUGCAUGGCACUCAUAUGGGUUCAUGAGCCUCAGACUAACACCAAAACAUUCCAGGUACCAGUGGUUCCAUUGACACCAGGGGCCAGUAUCCUCAUUAAUGUAUUCCUUAUGAUGAAGCUCAGCCCUCUAACCUGGAUUAGGUUCACUAUCUGGAUUGUCGUAGGUCUCUUUGUGUAUUUCAGCUAUGGGAUUUGGCACAGCAAAGAGGGCAUGAGAGAGCUGCAGCCCAAAGACAUGGCUGCCCGCUAUGUCGUGCUCCCCAGCGGCAGCCUCGUAGAAACCGUGGAGUCCGUCCAGCCCGAUGGACAAGUGGACACCUCAGCGCCUCACAUGAACCCUUCAGCCGCCACCACGACUGAGGAGUAUCCCAUAAGAAGAUGAUGUGUGAGCAAACAUGACGGUUCUGACUGCCUGCUGUGUACUGUACUACCCUUCUCGCUUGUUUAUACACACUGUAAGUCACACCUGCUGCUUUCUGUACACAUCGCUCUGCAAGUUUAAGCACACCCUUCGAAUGAGACGUGCAUCCUCUGUCUUGUUGUGAAGCUUAUUUGUAUAUCUUGUAAUACUCAAAGCAGAGUGCUUUCUCACAAAUCUCCUAGCGUCAGAUAUACUUAAAGGCCUACUGAAACCCACUACUACCGACCACGCAGUCUGAUAGUUUAUAUAUCAAUGAUGAAAUCUUAACAUUGCAACACAUGCCAAUACGGCCGGGUUAGCUUACUAAAGUGCAAUUUUAAAUUUUGCGCGGAAUAUCCUGCUGAAAACGUGUCGGUAUGAUGACACCUGCGCGUGACGUCACGGACUGUAGAGGACAUUUUGGGACAGCAUUGUGGCCAGCUAUUAAGUCGUCUGUUUUCAUCGCAAAAUUCCACAGUAUUCUGGACAUCUGUGUUGGUGAAUCUUUUGCAAUGUGUUCAAUGAACAAUGGAGACAGCAAAGAAGAAAGCUGUAGGUGGGAAGCGGUGUAUUGCGGCAGGUGUUGUGCCGGAUAACGCACCCCCGCCGUAGAAUGCAUCCCCUGACUGUUGUGCCGGAUAACACAGCCGGUGUUUCAUUGUUUACAUUCCCGAAAGAUGACAGUCAAGCUUUACCAUCGGCCUGUGGAGAACUGGGACAACAGAGACUCUUACCAGGAGGACUUUGAGUUGGAUACGCAGACACGGUACCGUGAGUACGCAUGCAGCUGCGGCUUCCAAACAGUUGAUCGCUUCCCUGUACGUGCAUGCCGCGAUGUGCAUGUCACAUACGUAACUUUGGGGACUUUGGGGAAAUAUAUGUGCUGUAUGAACUUUGGGGAGGUGAACGGUACUUUGGGCUGUGGGAUUGAGUGUGUUGUGCAGGUGUUUAAGUUGUAUUGGCGGGUUAUAUGGACGGGAGGGGGGAGGUGUUUGUUAUGCGGGAUUAAUUUGUGGCAUAUUAAAUAUAAGCCUGGUUGUGUUGUGGCUAAUAGAGUAUAUAUAUGUCUUGUGUUUAUUUACUGUUUUAGUCAUUCCCAGCUGAAUAUCAGGUCCCACCCGCCUCUCACAGCAUCUUCCCUAUCUGAAUGCUCCCACUGCCCUCUAGUCCUUCACUCUCACUUUCCUCAUCCACGAAUCUUUCAUCCUCGCUCAAAUUAAUGGGGAAAUCGUCGCUUUCUCGGUCCGAAUCGCUCUCGCUGCUGGUGGCCAUGAUUGUAAACAAUGUGCAGAUGUGAGGAGCUCCACAACCUGUGACGUCACGCGCAUAUCGUCUGCUACUUCCGGUACAGGCAAGGCUUUUUUAUCAGCGACCAAAAGUUGCGAACUUUAUCGUCGAUGUUCUCUACUAAAUCCUUUCAGCAAAAAUAUGGCAAUAUCGCGAAAUGAUCAAGUAUGACACAUAGAAUGGACCUGCUAUCCCCGUUUAAAUAAGAAAAUCGCAUUUCAGUAGGCCUUUCAAAUCAAGGUUGUAGGUUAAAUGCUCUAUGGUGCUUUUUCUGUGACAACCUCUUCUGAAAGCUCUGCUGGGUUUUGACACAAUUUUAUAUAAAGUUGGGAAAUUUGACAUCAAGCCAAAAAUCCUGAGUGUAAUCAGCAAUUAUGUGAUUAAUUUGUCUCAUUUUAUUUCAUUAAGCCUCAGGAGGAAUUCAAAUAAUGUGCAUCACUUAGCACAAUUAUCUUAGUGGUACAUUCCAACUGUGCUGGACUGAGUGGGUUCUCACCAAUUAUUUAAUUUCAUAUGCUAAGCUGUGUGUUUAUACAGUAUUUAUCUUAUUAUAAUUGAUUAUUUUUUUUAUUCCUACUAUUAACUUGUUUUUCCAGUUGUGUGUUCUUGCCACAGUUGAUUUUUGUGUGUGUUCACUGUUCACCCAUGAGUGACGUUUCCCACCGACUAUCCCCUAAAAAAGAGCAACACGUCAGUGCUUAAUCUCCCAAAUCUCAUCCCAUGACCCUGAGCUCCUUUGUGUCACAAUUAAUUGUUUUUCUUCAUGCACUGUUAAACCGCACACAUUUCUCUUGUCACUAACAUCAUCAUAGAUAUAAAAGCACAGCAGUUCAUCUAUGGAGGCCAUAAAAGUAUUACAAACUGUAAAACACUUUUAUGCAUUGCAUCAAACAAAUUGAUUCUCAGAAAACAAAAUAACAUACAUUGCUUAUCACAGUCUUCUCACACCACAUUUGAACUUCAAAUAUUGCAGUUUUACCAGAUUGCAGAUUUUUUCUUUUUCUUUGAGAAAACUUAUUUAGGGUAAAAUGUUGUAGAAUAUUCUUAAUCACUUAAUAUAAUGCCUCCCCACCCCCAGAAGAAAACAUUGCACACCCCCUCACUCCCCACAAUUAUAAAUAGAAUAAUUUAUCUACAAAAUUGUUAUAAGUACACCUCUACAUAACAUUGUAUCUUUACGAACAUUAUAGAAAAAUAAAUAGAUGUACCGUAUUUUUCGGAGUAUAAGUCGCUCCGGAGUAUAAGUCGCACCUGCCGAAAAUGCAUAAUAAAGAAGGAAAAAAACAUAUAUAAGUCGCACUGGAGUACAAGUCGCAUUUUUUGGGGAAAUUUAUUUGAUAAAACCCAACACCAAGAAUAGACAUUUGAAAUGCAAUUUAAAAUAAAUAAACAAUAGUGAACAACAGGCUGAAUAAGUGUACGUUAUAUGAGGCAUAAAUAACCAACUGAGAACGUGCCUGGUAUGUUAACGUAACAUAUUAUGGUAAGAGUCAUUCAAAUAACUAUAACAUAUAGAACAUGCUAUACGUUUACCAAACAAUCUGUCACUCCUAAUCGCUAAAUCCCAUGAAAUCUUAUACGUCUAGUCUCUUAUGUGAAUGAGCCAAAUAAUAUCAUUUGAUAUUUUAGGGUAAUGUGUUAAUAAUUUCACACAUAAGUCGCUCCUGAGUAUAAGUCGCACCCGCGGCCAAACUAUGAAAAAAACUGCGACUUAUAGUCCGAAAAAUACGGUACUUAUUAAUGCCUUAUUAUAACCCUAACCCUAACCCUCUAACCCUGGCCCUAACCCUAACCAAAUAACUCUAUAUUAAGUCUUUGUUACUUAGAAUAUGUUCCCCAUACUAAAGUGUUACCAAAAACAGAUAACUUUGUCUUGAAUUUGAAUUAUUUUUCACCAAAGAAGGGUUACACACAUAUAUACAUAAGUAGACAUAAGUCGCUCCUGAGUAUAAGUCGCACCCCCGGCCAAACUAUGAAAAAAACUGCGACUUAUAGUCCGAAAAAUACAAUAGAUCAAUUUACAAAAAAGUGUGUCAAUUUGCCCGAAGUUAAAAACAAAUAUAUAUAAAAAAUGUUGGAACGGAUUGAACCAUUUGAUACUGAAAAAAACAUUUCAUAAACUCAAUAAAUUAUAUUAAAUUCAAAUUCAUCAGCAGCAUUACCUCAAGAGCACACCUUAACUUACAAAUCAAAAAAGAAUAAAACAAUUUGUGCUAACUUUUCUCAUCAAAAUGAUGAAGUCAGGAUUAAUGGUUACAAUGAGCACGUUUUUAGUUGUUUGAAGCAUGAUACUGAUAAAGCCUGUGGUCACUCACUCCCUACCUCACUAUUUCAGAAGAAAUGCCCUAAGUUAAGCAUUUCAAGCAUACAAUGGCUAAAUUAACUAUACAUAUCAAUACUACAGUGAUAUAGGCCACUAAUCCGUUCUCGUAAUGUUGAAAAAUGUCUUAGGAACGUGCUAAGCUACGAAAAUAUUUGAUUUAUGAAUAUUUUUAUUUUUAUUUUUAUUAAGGAUCCCCAUUAGCUGGUUGCCUCAACAACCCACUAGUCUUCCUGGUGUCCACAAUUCAAUACAAUUACAAGUAAAAGCAUAUAAUUAUAACUACACAAUACAGAAAAAAUAAAAUAAAAUAAAAGCAUCUAUAAGAAAACAAGCAAACAAUUUCCAGUCACAGAAUAAUAAUUACCAUAUAAAUAUAACUACACAAUAUAAAACCAAAUAAAUAAUCUACGAGCAAACUCAUUUAAAGACUCAAAUAAAAUAUUACUUUCUUUUUAAAAACCUGUUUACUUUCAAUGCCGUUGAGAAUUUGAGCCAGGUUAUUCCAGAGCGAUAAAGAUCUAUAAAUAAAAGAUUUCCGCAAAGCAUUCUUCCUGGGACGGGGAGUACAAAAUGCCCCUCACUGGACGCCCUGGUAUUAUGAUUAUGUAUAGUGCUACUGUGAACUAUAUUGAUUCCCACUUCGCGGAAAGGACUUUAUCGCUGUCAUGUCCAGAACCAAUCGGCAUCGAUAAACAAGGGAUUACUGUCUAUACAUAAAAAGUGUUUUGCAAUUCCCAGCCACCAUAUUAAUUAGCGUUGUAUUGUCACUCAUCAGAAUGGAUUUAGCACAAAUGAACUGACAUUACAUGUUGGCAGGGGGAUGCAUACAUUGUGACCUCUGCUACAGAUGGUAAACAUUCCCACACUUGUGCAUAUUAAACAAGUAGCUGAUGUUCAAACAUAUUUUCAUUUCUUGUCUGCUUAUAAAACCAAUGGCCUUAAACAUGCCAAUCAAGGAAUAGUUUUACUCCACAAUAGAUUGCACUCUGCAGCGAGCAUGUUGCAUUUCAUUAUCACAAUGUGUAAACCAAAUACAAACUGAAUGUAAAAGGUUUAGUUUUGGAGGGAGGCCCCAAAUAAUUUGCACACUAUUUUAAAAUGUGUUUUUCAUGCUUUCACCAAAAAGCACAGACAUUAUUAUUAUUAUUAUUAUUAUCAUCAUGACAGUCCUUCUUUCGAGUGGUGUUGCUCCUGCACAUUACAGUCUCCAUCUUUCAAUUGUGUCUGUAUGAAAGUGCUGUGUCCUAAAUGUAAAAUAAAUGUUUUGAAGCAG